This is a messenger RNA of Amborella trichopoda, 2117 nucleotides long. Its product is annotated as lycopene beta cyclase, chloroplastic/chromoplastic. NCBI's taxonomy places the organism in Eukaryota, Viridiplantae, Streptophyta, Magnoliopsida, Amborellales, Amborellaceae. The record is from RefSeq and is a predicted model, not a curated record. Gene Ontology annotation, biological process: carotenoid biosynthetic process. Gene Ontology annotation, molecular function: oxidoreductase activity, acting on paired donors, with incorporation or reduction of molecular oxygen.
UGUCUUUUUAGAUCUUAGUGGUGGCAGGUCAGGGUGCACCAAUUUCCGAGAGCUUUGGUCCACUGCUUUUCUUUUAUGUUUCUUCUUGUUACGUCUCCAUUAUCUUCUUCACUAGCGUACCUCUCUCUCUUUCUCUCUGUGAAUGAUAGGUUGCAGUUCGGUUCUAAUCGCCAGAAGGAAGAAGUGCCUGAAACUGAAACGCACUCCCUCGAUUUUUUUUACUUCUGCAACCAACCACUUCACUCUUUUCUUAUCGGUAAGCUCUUCACCUCUUUCCCCAAACUGUAAAACUUCUUCUCUCUGAAGUCUGAACCCUUACUCUCUCUCUUUGUUUAUAUAUAAUCUACAUUUUGAUUGAAUUAUAACCCACUUGGGAGAAAACCCAAUUCCUGAUUUGUAUGGAUACCAUCAUCAGUACACACCGUGGGCAUCAAUCCUACCCAUUUCAUUACCUCUCUGAGAAGCCCAUCUUUUCUUCUCUCAAGUCUGAGAAACCAGCAUCUCAAGCCCACCCAAAACAACGCAAAAAGCCAUUUUACCUGGAUGGUCAUGUAAGAGCCUGCAGUGCUCUUUUAGAGCUUGUUCCUGAGAUAAAGAAGGAGAAUUUAGCGUUUGAGCUCCCAAAAUUCGAUCCAUCAUUGAAGAACAUUGUAAUGGACUUAGUGGUUGUGGGGGGUGGACCUGCUGGUCUUGCAGUGGCUCAAUUGGUCUCCGAGGCUGGCCUCUCUGUGUGCUCUAUUGACCCAUCUCCAACUCUUGUUUGGCCAAAUAAUUACGGUGUUUGGGUUGAUGAAUUCGAGGCCAUGGAUCUCUUAGAUUGCCUUGAUACCACCUGGUCUGGUGCAGUUGUUUUCAUAGAUGAUACCAACACGAAAUUCCUUGACAGACCUUAUGGUAGAGUCAAUAGGAGACAAUUGAAAUCCAAAAUGAUGCAAAAAUGCAUUCUCAAUGGUGUGAAAUUUCACCAAGCAAAGGUAUAUAAGGUUGUUCAUGAAGAUUCGCAGUCAGUUUUGUUUUGUAAUGAUGGAGUUACAGUCCAUGCUAAGGUUGUUUUGGAUGCAACAGGGUUCUCAAGGUGCCUGGUUCAAUAUGAUAAGCUUUAUAAUCCUGGGUACCAAGUGGCUUAUGGGAUUUUAGCAGAGGUAGAAGGGCACCCAUUUGAUGUGGAUAAGAUGGUAUUCAUGGAUUGGAGGGAUUCUCAUCUAAGUGGACAGAAAGAAUUAAGAGAGAGAAACAAUAAAAUUCCUACUUUUCUCUAUGCCAUGCCUUUCUCAUCGAAUAGGAUUUUCUUGGAGGAGACUUCUUUGGUUGCUAGGCCUGGUUUGGCCAUGGAAGAUAUUAAAGAGAGGAUGGUUGCUAGAUUUAAGCACUUGGGAAUUAGAGUUAAGAGCAUAGAAGAGGAUGAGAGAUGUGUAAUUCCAAUGGGUGGUCCUUUGCCAGUUCUUCCACAAAGAGUUGUGGGGAUAGGUGGAACUGCCGGUAUGGUUCACCCUUCAACUGGGUAUAUGGUGGCCAGGACAUUAGCAGCUGCCCCAGUUGUAGCUAAUGCGAUAGCUAAGUAUCUUGAUUCAGAAGGAGGAGGCAUGGGGGACGAUUUGUCGGCGAAGGUUUGGAAGGACUUGUGGCCUAUAGAGAGAAGAAAGCAAAGGGAGUUCUUUUGCUUUGGUAUGGAUAUCUUGCUCAAGCUUGAUUUAGUGGGUACAAGGAGAUUUUUCAAUGCCUUUUUCGAUCUAGAGCCUCGUUAUUGGCAUGGGUUUUUAUCCUCACGGUUGUUUCUUCCUGAGCUUUUAUGGUUUGGCCUUUCUCUGUUCUCACAUGCCUCUAAUAGCUCUAGGUUAGAGAUUAUGGCAAAGGGAACUCUUCCCUUGGUCAAUAUGAUCAAUAACUUAAUAAAGGACAGGGAAUAAAGCGGCUUGCAUUUCUUUGUACUGCUGCCUUGAUAUGUUUGUAUGCACAUGUUUUCUAAGGUUUAUCUAUUUCUUUCACUCCCAUCUGAACAGUGUUGGGAUUGAGGGGCUAAUUGUUUUGAGAAAUCAUGAAAUGGCUUUGAGUUAACUUAGCUGGUGUACUACAAAUUUUUGUUUUGCAUUGAUAUAUCCCAAGAUCUUUUAAGAUUC